Plasmodium reichenowi is the source of this 3345-nucleotide messenger RNA. Its product is annotated as cullin-like protein, putative. Gene Ontology annotation, biological process: protein ubiquitination; ubiquitin-dependent protein catabolic process. NCBI's taxonomy places the organism in Eukaryota, Apicomplexa, Aconoidasida, Haemosporida, Plasmodiidae. Gene Ontology annotation, molecular function: ubiquitin protein ligase binding. The record is from RefSeq and is a predicted model, not a curated record. The transcript has 2 exons. Gene Ontology annotation, cellular component: cullin-RING ubiquitin ligase complex. The coding region runs from base 1 to 3345 and encodes 1114 amino acids.
AUGGAUCCUACUGCCGUAAAUAAUUAUCCGGUUUUUUAUGUUAAAAAUAAAGAUUUUUUAAACGUAGAUAAUGAAGAUAUAAGAUGUAGCUUAAAAAGAUUUGAAGAAUAUAUCCAUGAGUGCUUCAGCAUAUUACCAUAUAAUAAGAUAAAAAUACAAAAUGAAGAAAAAAUUUCAGUGCAACAUUUUUGUGAUGUACUUGUGUUUAAUCAGUGUGAACAAAUAAUAUGUGCUAUUAUUGAAAAAAAAUGUAAUGAAAAAACAAAACAAUUUUUCCAAGAAGUAGAGAUAAGAAUUAAAAAUGAGGAAUUUAAAAAUGGAGAAGAAGAAUUUUUAAAAUUAUUUGUAUCCAUAUGGAAUAAUUUUUCUUUAGUACUUAUACAUAUAUCUGAUAUAUUACAAUCUUUUAUUGCUUAUACCAAAAAUAUGUGUUGUAAUUUUUUCGACCCCACACAAAUUUUUAAUUAUCUAUGGAAAAAAUAUAUUAAUGAAUAUGUUAUAAUAAAAAAUAUGUUUAUAUCUAGUAUAUGUAAUUGUUUAACUUAUGAUAAAAUAUAUUGCGAAACAUAUUUUUAUGAAUACGUAUGUGUUAACAUUUGUAAUAAAUAUGCAACAAAAGGAUAUAACUUAAAAAAAAAUCAAAUCAAUUAUAUUGAACGUUUACAGCAUAUUCAAAAGAAUGACCAAGUAAAUAAUGAAGAAAGAAACAAACAAAUUAACAAAAUAAAUAAAAAAGAUCGUAUAAAUAAAAAGGAAAUUCCAACAGAGAGUAUUAGUUAUAAAAUAAAAGAGGAAGAACAUAUACAAAGGGGUGACCAUAAUAGUAGUGAUAAUAAUAAUAAUAAUAAUAAUAAUAACAAUAGUUAUGAUAAUAAUAAUAAUAACAGCGAUGAUAUUUAUAAUUCUAACCCCUAUCUUGAUGAUACCAACCAAGAAUAUAAAAAUACCCAAAAAAAAAAAAAAAUUAACGAUAAAGUUCUCUCCCUAAGUAUAAAAAUUAGCGAUAUACUAAACUUAUAUGAUGAUUUUGAACGUAUUUAUAAAAACGAAACCUAUACGUUUUAUAAAGAAAAAAUUGAAAAAUAUAAAAAAGAUAUGGAAACGUUAGGUUAUGAAGAAUGUAAGUUUGAUUUCCCAAUAAUUGUCGAAAAUUAUUUAUGUCAUGAACAAAUAAGAAGUCGUAAAUUCUUAAAGGAACAUACAGAAAUAAGUAUUUUAAUUAUGUUAAAAGAUCUAUUAUUAGUAAAAAAUAAAGAUGUUUUAUUUAAAGAUUCAUAUAUUAAAUAUUGUAUAAUUAAAGAAAAAUAUGAUCCAUUAAGAUCUGUUUAUUUAUAUUCUCUAAAUUUAGAUGAUUUAGAAAAUUUUUCUAAUAUUUUUUUUAAUGUAGUAGAUAAUAUUGGAACAGAAUUAGUUAAUGACGUUAUAAACAAAAGAAAUAAUUCGAGCUUAUUAAAUAAUGCCAUUAUCAAAUUAACAAACUUUAAAUUAAAUGUAGAUAGAAUCAUUAUUAUGUCUUUUAGAUAUUCUUCAUAUUUUAUGAAAAAAUGGAGAGAAGUUUUUGAACAUUUUAUUAAUAAGGGUAUACAAGCAGAAACAUAUAUGCCAAUUAUACUGAGUAUGUAUCUCAAUAAUUUAUUAACAAUCUACAAUGCAUGUUUAAGAAAACUAAAAAAAUAUUAUAUACUAAAUAAAAAAAUACAAAAUAAUCGAAGCCUAUUUAAUAAUCUACUUUUUGAGAUUGAUUGGAAUAAUUAUUGUACUCAACCAAUAUCCGAAACAAUUGACUUUUAUGAUAUAUCAACUGAUAGUGAUAAUAUGUUAGGAAUAAAAAAAUAUUUACGAAAAAAAAGGAAAAAUGCAAAAAAAGACCUUAUAAAUUUUGAGCAUGAGGAGGAAUAUGUUAAAAGGAAACACAUGGACAACAAUAUUCAUAAUAAUGAUCAUAAUGAUAAUAUAUAUUUUAAUAAUAAUUUAUAUUUUAAUAAUGAUUACCAUAAUAAUCUUUAUUAUGACAGUCUCAAUAUAAACAAACGAAGUGAUGAAAAAAUAUUUUUUCAUCUUUUAAAAAUCGAUAAAUUAUUUAAAAAAUAUCAUAUCAUAGGAAAAUAUAUUAUGAAUAUGAUAACCGUUAUUCUUAGUCUUUUUAGAUAUGUAAGUGACAAAGAAAAAUUUGAAAAAUACUAUCGAACAUAUAUGUGUAAGAGAUUAAUAAACGAUUCAAGUUUCAAUAUUAUUUUAGAUGUCAAAGUUUUUAAAACACUCAAAAAAGAAUGUGGUGCACAAUUUACUAAAAAAAUAGAAAUUAUUCUAAAAGAUAUGAAGUUUACAUCUAAAGCAUUAAUGAAAUUUUAUAAAGAACUACCAAAUAAUGUUAACCACUUUUUAAAAAGGAAAAAAUAUGCAGUUAAUAUAAUUUUUAAUGAAUCAUGGGAAUAUGUAAAUACAGAAAAUAAUGUAAUAUAUCCUCCAAUGAUAAAAAUGUGUAACGAAGCAUUUUUCCUAUUUUAUCAAAAGUAUAAUAAGUCCAAAAAUAUUAAAUUCUUACCUUUAUUGGGUUUAUGUACUCUGAGGGUACAUUUUAAAAAUUUUAAGGAGGAAGGUUCAUUUGAUUUGGAAAAAAGAGAUGAUAAUAAUAUUGAAAAAAGAGAUGAUAAUAAUAUUGAAAAAAGGGAUGAUAAUAAUAUUGAAAAAAGGGAUGACAAUAAUGAUGAAAAAAGGGAUGAAAAUAAUGACGAAAAAAUGGAUGAAAAUAAUAAUAAUAAUUAUAGUGAUGAUAAUGAUGAUGAUCUUAAUAAUGAGGAUAGUUCUAGCACAUAUAAUAAGAAAAGGAAAAAAAAAAUUUAUAUUACAGUUACCAUAUUACAAGCACUUGUUUUAUUAUUAUUCAAUAAAAAAAAUGAAUAUCAUAUUAACGAAAUAAAAGAAUUAACAGGAAUAUCAACUGAAAAUAUAAUACGAUAUCUAAAAACCAUAUAUACCAUAGGAGAAACACAUAUAUUAAUUUAUGAUAAAGCAAAUGAAACAUUAAAAUUAAAUUUUUCAUUUCGUUCUAAGAAAAAAUUUCUUAUUGUUAAUUAUAAUGAUGUAUUAUAUAAAGAUGAUAUGGGACCAACAACUUCAUUAUCAAAUGAAGACAAUGAAAUAGAAGAUAAAACCUUACACAUAGAUGCAGCUAUUGUCAAAUUUUUAAAAACAAAUGGAAAAUCAUCAGAAAGAAAAAUAUGCUCUUUUAUUAAAGAUAAAAUGGAUAUCUCAUCAAAUGAACAAAUUAAAAAUAGAAUAAGUUCAUUAUUAAGUAGAGAAUUCAUAUUUUUCAAAAAUAAUAAUUAUCAUUAUGAAUUGUAA